GUGCUCGUUUGGGAGUUUAAAGGUCCUGAUUCUGACAAGUCAUGGGACAUUGUUGUUUGUAUCAUAAGUUCUAUGUUUUUUAACUUAAGCCAUAUAUAUCAAUAUCUUUGAAUCCAUAUCAAAAGACAAAAAAAAAACUCCAAUUAUAUAUAUACUCUUCUUCUUUGUUAACUCCGCUUCAAUUUCAUCCUCAUUUGGUAAUAAAAACAAAGAGCAGCCUUCUUCUUCUUCUUCUUCUUCUUCUUCUUCUCCAAUAUCAUCUCUCCACGGUAUUACAGGAAAUUUUUGUCAAUUUUUUUUGAGGAAGGAACUGUUCUUCAGGGUUUUGAGUCUUAGAAGAAGAAACCCUUUUGGAAUUUGGAGUUUGGCCAUUAUGCAGAGGAGUUUUUGAAGAUUCAAGAACCUAAUUUCCAUCAUUAACUUGCUAUGAAGUUUAUGAAACUUGGAUCUCGUCCUGACACUUUCUACACUUCAGAAGAUUUAAGAUGUGUUUCUUCUGAAGUUUCCAGUGAUUACACAAUCCAUGUGUCAGGAAGCAAAUAUCUUCUUCACAAGUUUCCACUGCUCUCAAAAUGUUUGAGGCUUCAAAGAAUGUGCUCUGAAUCUCCAGAAUCAAUACAACUUCCAGAAUUUCCAGGAGGCGUUGAGGCCUUUGAGCUCUGUGCAAAGUUUUGCUACGGAAUAACAAUAACAAUCAGCGCCUACAACAUAGUAGCAGCGAGAUGUGCAGCAGAGUAUCUGCAGAUGUCAGAGGAAGUUGAGAAAGGUAACUUGGUGUACAAGCUUGAAGUCUUCUUCAACUCCUGCAUCCUUAAUGGAUGGAGAGACUCCAUAGUCACGCUUCAGACAACAAAGGCGUUUCCUUUGUGGUCUGAAGAUCUCGCCAUCACCAGUAGAUGCAUUGAAGCCAUAGCCUCUAAGGUCUUGUCUCACCCAUCCAAAGUCUGUCUCUCGCAUAGCCAUUCAAGACGUGUUAGAGACGACGACGUAUCCUCUAACCGAGCCGCUGCUACGAGCAGAGGAUGGUGGGCUGAAGAUAUCGCGGAGUUGGGGAUAGAUCUUUAUUGGAGGACUAUGAUUGCUAUAAAGUCCGGUGGCAAAGUACCGGCGAGUCUCAUCGGUGAUGCUCUUCGAGUUUACGCCUCUAAAUGGCUUCCUACUUUGCAAAGAAACCGGAAACUAGUCGGCAAGAAAGCUGGUUCUGACUCGGAUUCGGAUACUGAUACUUCAUCGAAGCAUAGGCUGUUGUUGGAAUCCAUUAUAAGCUUGCUUCCCGCUGAGAAAGCCGCGGUUUCUUGCAGUUUCUUGCUUAAGCUCUUGAAAGCAGCUAACAUCUUAAACGCCUCAGCGUCUUCGAAAAUGGAGUUAGCGAGAAGGGUGGCUCUUCAGUUAGAAGAAGCAACGGUUAGCGAUUUGUUAAUACCACCAAUGUCAUACAAAUCCGAAAUGUUGUACGAUGUGGACAUUGUUGCGACGAUCUUGGAACAGUUUAUGGUUCAAGGGCAGACUAGUCCACCAACAAGUCCUCUGAGAGGUAAAAAGGGAAUGAUGGAUAGAAGAAGAAGGUCUCGUUCGGCGGAGAAUAUCAAUCUUGAGUUCCAAGAAAGUAGGAGAUCUUCCUCUGCCUCUCAUAGCUCAAAGCUUAAAGUAGCUAAGCUUGUUGAUGGAUAUCUCCAACAGAUUGCUAGAGAUGUGAAUCUACCGCUCUCGAAAUUUGUCACUUUAGCUGAGAGUGUCCCUGAAUUCUCAAGACUCGAUCAUGAUGAUCUCUACAGAGCCAUUGACAUAUAUCUCAAGGCUCACAAGAACCUGAACAAAUCAGAGAGGAAGAGAGUUUGCAGAGUCUUGGACUGCAAGAAACUGUCAAUGGAAGCGUGUAUGCACGCCGCGCAGAACGAGAUGCUUCCUCUAAGAGUAGUUGUACAAGUCCUCUUCUACGAGCAGGCACGAGCCGCUGCAGCUACGACCAACGGUGAAGGCAAAAUGACCGAACUUCCAAGCAACAUCAAAGCAUUACUCGCUGCGCACAACAUCGACCCUUCUAAUCCAAACGCAGCAGCUUUCAGCACGACCACAAGCGUCGCCGCACCGGAAGAUCAAUGGAGCGUAUCGGGUCUUAAAUCUCCUAAAUCAAAGCUCUCAGGGACACUGAGAAGCAAGCUAGCUGAAGAUGAAGAGGUAGACGACAGGUUUAUGAACCAAGACGGAGGAGGAAGAACACCGUCUCGGUUCAAGGCUUUUUGUGCAAUCCCUGGCCGGCCUAAGAAGAUGUUCAGCAAGUUUUUGUCCAUCAACAGAAACUCCAACGACAAAACUGUUAUUUAGAACUUUAGAGUAAAAGAAACAAAAUGUUUAAACCUCUCUCUCUCUCUCUCUCUCUGUAACUUCACCAAUGUUUAUUUAAUCUCCAAGAUGAUAAUAAUAUUGUUAAGAAUGCAUAUUUCAUCUCAUUGGAUUCAUGAGACACGUGUUUAUGAUCAAGAAAGGUCAAACUUUUUGAGAAUUGUCUGAAACAGAAUAGCC
Messenger RNA from Thlaspi arvense, 2523 nucleotides. The record is from the annotation of a GenBank genome assembly. Lineage: Eukaryota; Viridiplantae; Streptophyta; Magnoliopsida; Brassicales; Brassicaceae.